Molecule: messenger RNA, 1035 nt
Organism: Nakaseomyces glabratus
Lineage: Eukaryota; Fungi; Ascomycota; Saccharomycetes; Saccharomycetales; Saccharomycetaceae
Gene: PDR16
Product: phosphatidylinositol transporter
Molecular function (GO): phosphatidylinositol transfer activity
Source: RefSeq, a predicted model, not a curated record
AUGUUUAAGAAGCUUACAGGUAAGAAAGAGGUCAAGAAAGUUGAUGAAUCGAAGCUUAUAUCCAUAGAUAAGCCAAUCAAGUCUCUUCCAGAAGAGAUUAAGAGACCGGAAGAAGAGAAGUUGACUGCUGAACAACAAGCGAAGUACGAUGAAGUCUACAAGUACCUCACAAAUGCUGAAUUGAAAGUUGGUAAUAAAGAAAAAAAUCCAACUGAAUCCUCGGGUUUAAUCGAUGAAGAAAGAGCAUGGCUAACCAGAGAGUGUAUAAUACGUUACUUAAAGGCUACUAAGUGGCAUGUUAAGGAUGCCAUUGACAGAAUCCUAGGAUCAUUGGCCUGGAGACGUGAAUUUGGAAUUAACCAUUUGGGUGAAGAAAAUGGUGACGAGGUUACAUCGGAUUUGGUUGCUGUAGAGAAUGAAAGUGGUAAACAAGUUGUUCUAGGGUAUGAAAAUAAUGCUAGACCUAUUUUAUACUUGAAACCGGGUAGACAAAAUACCAAAACCUCGCAUAGACAAGUUCAACAUCUAGUUUUUAUGUUGGAAAGAGUAAUUGAUUUCAUGCCUAUUGGUCAAGGAUCUCUAGCUUUAUUAAUUGAUUUUAAAGAGUAUAGUGAUGUACCAAAGGUGCCGGCUAACAGUAAAAUUCCUCCAAUUGGUGUAGGGAAAGAGGUUUUGCAUAUUCUACAAACACAUUAUCCAGAAAGACUUGGAAAAGCUUUGCUGACAAACAUUCCUUGGUUAGCUUGGACAUUUUUGAAACUUAUCCAUCCAUUCAUUGACCCAAUGACCAGAGAAAAGUUAGUCUUUGAUGAACCUUUCACAAAAUAUGUUCCUAUGGAUCAACUAGAUGCCAUUUAUGGUGGUCAUUUGAACUUCAAAUACAAACAUGAAGUAUAUUGGCCUGCUUUGAUUGAAUAUUCAAAAGAAAAGAGAGAACAUUACAUGAAGAGAUUCCAGAAAUUUGGUAGUAAGAUUGGUUUGAGUGAGUACGACUUGAGAGGAACUCAUGAAACACCACUGUAUCCUGUCAACUGA